Molecule: messenger RNA, 567 nt
Organism: Colletotrichum destructivum
Lineage: Eukaryota; Fungi; Ascomycota; Sordariomycetes; Glomerellales; Glomerellaceae
Exons: 2
Coding region: 1-567 (188 amino acids)
Source: RefSeq, a predicted model, not a curated record
AUGGCCCAUAUUGAGCAACAGGCUAAUCAGCACGGCCGUAGUCUCGGUCAAAUCACCACCUCGGCCUUCGUGACCUGCGACGCGAUGGCCACCCCGACAAACGUCUACACGACCACCACCAUCUACUGCGAGCCCUGCGCGCAGAAGACCAUCCCCAUCACCUGCCCCAUCCCGACCCCGACCGCCAACGUCGUCAUCAACGGCAACGGCGUCACGGAUGCCGCCAACCCCGUCAUCACCGGCGCCAGUGACGGUGCUAACUACCAGCACGGAGGUGGACAGACUGGCGGCGGCUCCAACCCCGGUGGAAACGGUCAGAGCAACAACCCUAACGGUGCCCCCUCCGGAAGCGCGGGCCAGGCUCCUGGCCAGCCUGGCGCUGCUGGUGCUGGUGGCCAACCCGGUGGUCAGCCCGGCCAAUCUGCUGUUCCCGGCGCCCCUGGCGCUCCUGGUACCAACCCUGCCAUACCACUAACAGUCGUCGUUGCAUCGGCACCGUCGUUCAAGAAGAGCCUGGGCCUGCUUUGUGCCGUCGCAAUGGCCGUCGGCCUCACUUCCCUUGCUUAG